AUGGAGGCCAUAUUAACCAGUCAGAGGCCACACCAACCAAUCAGAGGCCAUAUCAACCAAAUGGAGGCCACACCAACCAGUCAGAGGCCAGACCAACCAGUCAGAGGCCAUAUCAACCAGUCAGAGGCCAGACCAACCAGUCAGAGGCCAUAUCAACCAGUCAGAGGCCAGACCAACCAGUCAGAGGACAGACCAACCAGUCAGAGGCCACACCAACCAGUCAGAGGCCAUAUCAACCAGAUGGAGGCCAUAUUAACCAGUCAGAGGCCACACCAACCAAUCAGAGGACAGAUCAACCAGUCAGAGGCCAUAUCAACCAGUCAGAGGCCAGACCAACCAGUCAGAGGCCAGACCAACCAGUCAGAGGCCAUAUCAACCAGUCAGAGGACAGAUCAACCAGUCAGAGGCCAGUUCAACCAGAUGGAGGCCACACCAACCAAUCAGAGGACAGAUCAACCAGUCAGAGGACAGACCAACCAGUCAGAAGCAAGAUCAACCAGUCAAAGGCCACACCAACCAAUCAGAGGCCACACCAACCAAUCAGAGGCCACACCAACCAAUCAGAGGCCAGAUCAACCAGUCAGAGGCCAUAUCAACCAGAUGGAGGCCAUAUUAACCAGUCAGAGGCCACACCAACCAGACAGAAGCAAGAUCAACCAGUCAGAGGCCACACCAACCAAUCAGAGGCCAGAUCAACCAGUCAGAGGCCAUAUCAACCAGAUAGAGGCCAGACCAACCAGUCAGAGGCCACACCAACCAGUCAGAGGCCAGAUCAACCAGUCAGAGUCUGGAUCAACAAGUCAGAAGCCAGACCAACCAGUUAAAGGCCUGAUCAGCCUGUCAGAGUCCGGAUCAACCAGUCAGAGUCUGGAUCAACAAGUCAGAAGCCAGACCAACCAGUUAAAGGCCUAA
Ylistrum balloti is the source of this 912-nucleotide messenger RNA. RefSeq lists its product as uncharacterized. The coding region runs from base 1 to 912 and encodes 303 amino acids. The record is from RefSeq and is a predicted model, not a curated record. The transcript has a single exon. NCBI's taxonomy places the organism in Eukaryota, Metazoa, Mollusca, Bivalvia, Pectinida, Pectinidae.